Messenger RNA from Fulvia fulva, 963 nucleotides. RefSeq names its product Pirin-like protein. The record is from RefSeq and is a predicted model, not a curated record. Bases 1 to 963 code for a protein of 320 amino acids. The transcript has a single exon. Lineage: Eukaryota; Fungi; Ascomycota; Dothideomycetes; Mycosphaerellales; Mycosphaerellaceae.
AUGGCGCCGGAUACGAAGUUUGUGGGACUGCCGGUCAUUCCCAGUCUUAAUGCUACGAAUCCGAAGCCGAGAGGGAUUCAGAAGGUCUUCGAAGCGAUUGAACAGGCCGAGGGUGCUGGAGCCACAGUCCGCCGCUCAAUAGGCACACCACGACUGAGGAACUUCACGCCUUUCUUGAUGUUGGAUCACUUUUCAGUCGCUCCAGGUGCUGGCUUCCCAGACCACCCGCACAGAGGCCAGGAAACAAUAACAUACCUCCUCUCCGGCGCCGUAGAUCACGAAGAUUUUGCUGGAAACAAAGGAACGAUCAACGCUGGUGACCUGCAAUUCAUGACAGCCGGCAAAGGAAUCGUUCACGCUGAAAUGCCACACGAUGACGGCACAGGAUCAAGUAAUAUCGGAAUGCAGCUCUGGGUAGAUCUUCCGAAAGAUCUUAAGGCCUGUGAACCGAGGUAUCGAGACCUAAGGGCCAAGGAGAUCCCAGAGGCGACGGCAGACGAUGGCAAAGUGAAGGUCAAAGUAAUCAGCGGUCGCUCUCAGGGUGUGGACAGUGUACAGGAAUUGGCGUAUACUCCCGUCUGGCUAUUGGAUGUGACGAUCCAACCGGGAGGCAAACUCGCCCAGCCUCUCCCCGCCGGCUGGAACUCCUUCGCAUACACUCUCGAAGGCAAGACGACAUGGGAUACCGGUGCGACAAGCCGAGAAGUCCCACAGUACCACAACACCGUGUUUGAGCAGAAGGGAGAUCAAGUCAUUGCCUCAGUCCCGGCUGAUGCGAAGGAGAACGCGAGGUUCAUUCUUGUAGCGGGAUUGCCUUUGGAUCAGCCGAUUGUGCAGUAUGGGCCGUUCGUUUUGACGGAUGCAAGCCAGGUCAGGCGGGCGAUGAUGGAUCAUGGGACGUAUACGAAUGGGUUUGAGAGGGCGGAGGGGUGGGCUAGUGAGAUUGGGAAGGUGAUGGGAUAG